UGAUGGGCGGGACGAGGAAGGCGAAGUCCACCGCACAGGUAAAAGACAAAACGCCUGGGGAAGUUGUCGACUUUUUCCUCGCCACUGACGGUAUGGAUGUUGUUGGCUAAACUCACGGAUUGUUAAAACUUUUACUACCAUGGCUUUGUCGGAACUUUAUACGAAGUACAACAGAGUGUGGAUACCGGAUGAAGAGCAUGUCUGGAAGUCCGCAGAGAUCCUGAGAGACUUCACACCUGGAGAUGAUGCUUUCCAACUGCAGCUUGAGGAUGGCACUGAGAUGCUGUACUCCCUGGACACAUCCAGUCCUCAGCUCCCUCACCUCCGCAACCCUGAUAUCCUGGUGGGGGAGAAUGACCUGACAGCUCUCAGCUACCUCCACGAACCAGCAGUUCUACACAACCUCAAAGUGCGCUUCGUGGAGUCCAAGAUCAUCUACACCUACUGCGGAAUCAUCCUGGUGGCUGUCAACCCAUACAAGCAGCUUCACAUUUACGGAGAUGCAGUCAUCAACGCCUACAGUGGACAGAACAUGGGCGACAUGGAUCCUCACAUCUUCGCUGUGGCUGAGGAGGCUUAUAAACAGAUGGCCAGGAACAAUAAGAACCAGUCUAUCAUAGUGAGUGGUGAGUCUGGAGCCGGCAAGACCGUGUCUGCCAGAUAUGCCAUGAGGUACUUCGCUAUGGUCAGCAAGUCUGGCAGCAAAACACACGUGGAAGACAAAGUUCUGGCAUCCAACCCAAUAACUGAGGCUAUAGGAAAUGCCAAGACGACCAGGAACGACAACAGCAGUCGCUUUGGGAAGUACACAGAGAUCAGCUUCGACAGGAGAUAUCAGAUCAUCGGGGCCAACAUGAGGACGUAUCUCCUGGAGAAAUCUAGAGUGGUUUCCCAGUCCGAGAGCGAGAGAAACUACCACAUCUUCUACCAGAUGUGUGCCUGUGCAGACCAGCCUGAGUUCAAGAGCCUGAGACUGUUGAGGGCAGAUGAGUUCAGGUACACCAGUAUGGGAGGGGAGACUGCUAUCGAAGGCGUGGACGAUGGGAAGGACAUGGAGGAGACACGCAGGACCUUCUCUCUGUUGGGGUUAACGGAGGACUUCCAGGCUGAUGUGUUCAAGGUGCUGGCUGGGAUUCUACACCUGGGGAAUGUAGAGAUCAGAAACGUUGGAUCAGACAGGUCAUCAAUUAGUUCCAGUGAUCCCCACAUAGCAGCCUUUUGCGACCUUCUCGGGGUCAGUCCUGACGGUGUUACCCGUUGGCUGUGUCACCGCCGCUUCGUCAUGGUGGCAGAGACGGUGGUGAAGCCGGUAACCAGCAAGCGGGCGGUGAACGCCAGAGACGCCCUCGCCAAGCAGAUCUACGCCCACCUGUUCGACUGCGUCAUCCAGAAGAUCAAUGCAGCGCUGCAGGUCCCGGGGAAACAGCACUCCUUCAUAGGUGUCCUGGAUAUCUAUGGCUUUGAAACAUUUGACAUCAACAGUUUUGAACAGUUUUGCAUCAACUAUGCCAACGAGAAACUGCAACAACAGUUCAACUUGCAUGUAUUUAAGCUGGAGCAGGAGGAGUACAUGAAAGAGGAUAUUCCCUGGACUCUGAUAGACUUCUAUGACAACCAGCCGGUCAUUGACCUGAUUGAAGCUAAGAUGGGCAUCCUGGACCUUCUAGAUGAAGAAUGUCUGUUCCCCCAGGGUACAGAUCAGAACUGGCUUCAGAAGCUGUAUAACUACCUGGCUGACAACCCUCUGUUUGAGAAGCCCAGGAUGUCUAACGAAGCCUUCACCAUCCAACACUUUGCUGACAAGGUAGAAUAUCAGUGCUGGGGCUUUCUAGAGAAGAACAGAGAUACACUGUAUGAAGAGCUGAUAGACACCAUGAGAACCAGUAAGUUUCCUCUCCUGGCCAACUUCUUCCUGGAGGAGGAGCCAGGCGGAGGCAGUAAAGGCAUUAAAGUGAGGCCUGCCCGACCGGUGAAGCCAAUCAAUAAGAAUCUCAGGACCACCGUGGGGGAGAAGUUCCGCAGUUCUCUGUACCUGCUGAUGGAGACGCUGAACGCCACCACUCCUCACUACGUACGCUGCAUCAAGCCCAACGAGGAAAAGAUGCCGUUUGAGUAUGACUCUAAGCGGGUGGUCCAGCAGCUGAGGGCGUGUGGAGUCCUGGAGACCAUUCACAUCAGCGCUCAGAGCUACCCCUCCAGGUGGACGUACAUAGAGUUCUACAGCCGGUACAGUAUACUGAUGAGCCAACAGGAGCUGGUUCUCACCGACAAGAAGCAGACUUGUAGGACCGUGCUGCAGAGGCUAAUUCAGGACUCCAACCAGUACAAGUUUGGCCGGACCAAGAUCUUCUUCCGAGCGGGUCAGGUGGCGUACUUGGAGAAGCUGCGAUUGGACCGUCUCCGAGGGGCGUGUGUGACCAUCCAGAAGCAUGUGAGGGGGUGGAGCCACAGGAGGAAGUUCCUCCGUAUGAGGGAGGCGGCCAUCAUCCUGCAACAGUACGUCCGCGGACAGAGACAGAUACGUAAAUCGGUGACGGCUGCAGCGUUGAAACAGGGCUGGGCUGCUGUGGUCAUUCAGAGGUACUGGAGAGGUCAUCUCACCAGACAGAUCUUUAGAAUGGUCCGUUCCUCCUCGAUCAUCAUCCAAGCCUUCACUAGAGGCUGGAUCGCCAGAAAACGCUAUAAAAAGAUGGUGGAGGUGCAGAAAGCGCUGAUCUUACAGAAGUAUGCCCGGGCGUGGCUCGCCAGGAGACGCUUCCAGACCUUGCGGCGCCUGGUACACAACGUGCAGCUCUCCUACCGGUGCCAGCAGCUCAGGAAGAAACUGGAGGAUCAGGGCAAAGAGAACUGUGGGUUGCUCGAGAGGCUGACAAGUCUGGCCGGUGCUCACGCCCAAGGUCUCGACAAGCUGCACAGUCUGGAGGCCCAGCUGGGCAGAUCAGCCACUGAGAAGGCUUCGCUAGAGGAGCGAGAGAAGAAGAGCAAGGAGGACGCCGCCAAGACGAUCGCCCAGCUUCAACAGGAAAAAGACGGGUUCAUCGUGCAAAAACAGGACUUGGAAAAGAAGCUUGCAGAUACAGCAACAGAGAUGAAAGACGGCUUCGAUCAAAUCAAGACGACUCUGAAAGAAGAUCUGGAACGAGAAGAAAGAUUGAGGAAGAUUGCAGAGAACAACCUUGACCUGCAGAAGGAGGACCAUGAGAAGGAGGUGGAGAUUCUGAGGGAGGAGAACAGGAGGCUGAAGGAGGAGAGAGUCCGCCUGCAGAGACAGACUGAGGAGGGGGCGCAGGUCAACACUGAUCUACAGGACCAGGUCAUACAGCUCACCAAGCACGUCAAGGUUAUACCUGAGUUACGGAAGGAUCUUCAUAACCUCCAAACCCAGAGAGAUGAUCUGGACCGGAGAAUGAAGGGGCAGUCAGAAGAAGCGAUAGCUAAGAUGAGUGUGAUUACAAGACAACUUCUUGGUGCCAUGAUGGAAGAGGAGGUCAUUUCCAGAUCAGUUUGUGCUGUCUCCACAAACUCCUACUGGUCCCAGAUCAGUUUGUGCUGUCUCCACAAACUCCUACUGGUCCCAGAUCAGUUUGUGCUGUCUCCACAAACCCCUACUGGUCCCAGAUCAGUUUGUGCUGUCUCCACAAACCCCCUACUGUAUGAGUGCUGGAGAGGAAGCAGAAGGAACAGAAAGAGGGUCUCCGACAGCCAGAUAGAGGGGCUGACGUUCAAGGUGGAACACCUGCAGAACGAAAACAAUCAGCUGCAGAAACUGUUCCAAGAAAAAAUAUCUGUCAACGACAGCAUCGGCCAGGAAGUGACCAGGCUGAACCAGGAAAACAUGGUCAUACCGGAACUGAAGCAGACGGUGUCAGAGCUACAACGACAUAAACAGGAACUGGAGGAGCAACUGGAGGAGCAGACCAGAGGGAUGACAGAACAAAUUGAGGAGAUGUCAAAAAAGCUUCAAAUGAAUGUUGAAGAGGAAGCCACCCAACGCAGGCUGUUGGAGCAGCAUGAGCAGGUGGAGCGGGAGAAGGAGGAGGUGGAGAGGAGGGUGGAGGAGCUGGAGGAGGUGCUCAGGAGACAGAAGAACACGGAGACCGAGGCCAAGACCAGAUUCACUCAGGAGGCAUCACGACUCACUGCAGAGAACAUGGACUUUGAAGAACAGCUCGACAUGAAGGAUCGGUUGAUAAGGAAGCUGCAAAAUAAAAUCAAGAGUCUUCAAACAUCCGAGAAAGCCAAUCAAACGCCAGCGCCCACUAUUCCCAAAGAAUACCUCGGAAUGUUGGAGUACAAGAGGGAGGAUGAACCCAAGCUCAUUCAAUACAUAAUUCUGGACCUGAAACCCAGGGGGGUAGUGGUCAACAUGAUCCCCAACAUGGCCGCCCAGCUUCUCUUCAUGUGUGUCCGCCACGCUGACUACCUCAACGACGGAGCAAAGCUCAAGUCCCUGAUGAACGCCAUAAUCAGCGGGGUUAAGAAGGUCAUCACGGAUCACCAAGCAGACUUUGAAUUGCUGUCGUUCUGGCUCUCGAACAUGUACCACAUGCUCAACUGUCUGAAGCAGUACAGUGGAGAGGAGGAGUUUCUGAAACAGAACUCUCCGCGUCAAAAGAAGAACUGCUUGCAGAACUUUGACUUGUCUGAACACAGACAGAUCUUCAGUGAUCUGGCCAUCCGUAUCUACCACCAGUUCAUAUCUGUUAUGGAGAAGGCUCUUAUGCCUAUGAUCGUUCCUGGUAUGCUGGAGCACGAGAGUCUCCAGGGAAUCUCUAGUAUGAAGCCUACAGGUUUCCGUAAGCGUUCCAGCAGCAUCUAUGAGGACCAGGAGAUCUACACCAUCUCUUCUCUCCUCCAGCAGCUCAGUCUGUACCACAGCACUAUGAGUCAGCACGGCAUGGAGGAGGGGCUGGUCAGACAGGCUGUGAAACAGACUUUCUUCUUGGUGGGUGCGGCCACACUCAACAACAUCCUGCUACGCAAAGACAUGUGCUCCUGUAGGAAGGGCAUGCAGAUCAGGUGUAACAUCAGUUACCUGGAGGAGUGGCUGAAGGAGAAGGACCUCGUGCAGGGUACCAGUGCCAUGGAAACUCUGAAGCCUCUGUGUCAGGCUGCCUGGUUACUGCAGGUCAACAAGACCACAGAUGACGAUGCCAAGGAAAUCAUAGAACAAUGCUCUGAACUCAACACUGUACAGAUUGUCAAGAUUCUGAAUUCUUACACUCCCAUUGAUGAUUUUGAGAAAAGGGUGGCACCGUCGUUUGUCCGCAGUUCAGGUAAGGGCUUGCUCCAGGACCGUGAGGGGGGAUCCUCCCAGCUGAUGCUAGACACCCAGUAUCGUUUCCAGGUCACCUUCCCCUUCACCCCGUCCUCUCAGGCCCUGGAGCUACUACAACUGCCAUCCAGCCUCAGACUGGGCUUCAUCACCAGGAUCUAACCCCUGACCUCUGGGGGAGGCGGUAGCCUUGACUCCAUUAACCUAAAGGUUGCUGGUUUGAAUCCCAGGGAUGACGGGGGAAAAGCUGGCAGGAGUGAGGUGCCACUGUCUACCAGCGUCUCGGGUGUCACCAACUGCCAUUGUAGCCAAAUAGCCUUUUUAAAAAUGAUUAGUGUUUUCAUUUACACUCGUAAUACAGUUUGAAAUAAAUAUUACUCUGACGUCUGAUGAAUUUUGUGACUUAAAUGCAGAUGCUGUUGCAGAGCUAAAUGCUUGGGAGUACAGUGAGAAAUGCAGUUCUGCAGAAAACAGUUUUAAGUUCAAUAUCAAACUGCUGUUUUUUUGUUGUAGUAAAUUCAAAUGUGUCUACUCAAUGUUUUGGAGUAACAUGCACAGUACAUCAAAUGUCUUUUUUGUUUUGUUUUCAAAUAUAUAUUUUGUAAAUCAUA
Molecule: messenger RNA, 5886 nt
Organism: Oncorhynchus keta (chum salmon)
Lineage: Eukaryota; Metazoa; Chordata; Actinopteri; Salmoniformes; Salmonidae
Product: unconventional myosin-Vc-like
Biological process (GO): vesicle transport along actin filament; actin filament organization
Cellular component (GO): myosin complex; vesicle; actin cytoskeleton
Molecular function (GO): microfilament motor activity; actin filament binding; ATP binding
Source: RefSeq, a predicted model, not a curated record